AUGUCAUCCCAGACGUACGUGCUAUGCGGUGGAACAACUGAAAAGGGGAAUACCUGCCUCCACAUCGCAUCUCUCUGUGGGCACAAAGGUUUCUGCACCAAGAUCCUGAAGCAGGAGUCGCGUGUCCCUUCAGUCUCGUCUCUUCUAUCCGUCACCAACAAGGACGGCGAGACGCCACUGCUCAUCGCCGUGAAGAGCGGCCAUGUUUCUUUGGCUGAUCAUUUACUCGAGGAAUAUAGUAGGCACGGGCUGAACCAGGAUCUUUUGACGCCAGACAAGCAUGGAUGCAACGUCCUGCACCAUGCCAUCCGCAAUGGCUACAAGGAACUCGCACUUAAACUGAUAGAGAAGCAGCCUGCCCUUUCAGAAUCUUGUAACGAGCGCAAAGAGUCCCCCAUGUUCAUGGCAGUGCUAAAAGGUUUCAAGGAUGUUUACGUCAAGUUGUUGAGCAAUCAAAAGUCGAAAUAUACCGGACCUGCUGGCUGCAAUGUUUUGCACGCUGCUGUUAAAUAUGGCGACAAAGAUUUCGUUGAAGAACUUGUGGGUAGACGUUCUAACAUUGCCAAAUAUCUGGCUAUACAAGAGGACAAGAAAAAAGGCAGUCCAAUGCAGCUUACUGCACAUUUUAACAGGGACGAAAUUUUAAAAAUAAUGUUGGAGUUUGAUCGGUCCUUAGGGUAUCAAAUCUCCACAGAUGAUGGUAUUCCUCUUCUUCAUACUGCUGCAGAGCGAGGCCAUGUUACUGUUGCUCGAGCACUUCUUGAGCAUUGUCCAGAUGCUCCCUACUGCAACAACAACGGCAGAACAUGUCUUCAUAUAGCUGUAGAGGAAGACCAGAUAAAGUUUGUUGAAUUUAUCCUUGAGAAGAACUCAAAACUUGGGAAACUUGUUAAUAUGCUAGAUGGUAACGGUGACAGUGCUCUGCAUCUCGCAGUUGAAAAGUGCAAUCCGAAGAUGGUCAGUGCUUUACUGGGUCACCCUGACAUCGACAUCAGUGUUAUUAACGAAAAUGCUUGCACAGCAAUCUGGAAAUUAAAUGAAUUCGAAGACUUGUCCAAGACUAUAAACUGGAAUAAAAUCUUUUUGGAUAUAUACGAAGCCGAUCCUAUAGCAGAAACUGACAUUUAUAAUCUUCAUGUGGAAGUGAGGAAAAAAGUAAUUAAAGCGUCAAGGAAAGAUGCUAAAUCUCUGAUUGAAACAUAUACAGGCAACACAUCUUUAGGGGCUAUCCUCAUAGCGACAAUUACCUUCGCUGCAGCUUUCACAUUGCCAGGAGGAUACAGCAGUGAGGUUGGAAGUGAGGGGCUACCCAUCAUGGUCAGGAAGCUUGCAUUUCAAGCAUUCUUAAUCUUUGACACUUUAGCAAUGUGCUCCUCCCUGGCUGUAGCCUUCAUAUGCGUCAUAGCAAGGUGGAAGGAUUUUGAGUUCUUGUUACACAAUAGAUUUUUCACAAAGAAGCUUAUGUGGUUUGCAUACAUGGCAACAUCCCUAGCAUUUGCAACUGGUUUAUACACAGUUCUGGCAGGUCGACUUCAUUGGUUGGCCAUUGCAAUUUGCGUUCUAUCUGCAUUGCUGACUAUUCUUACGAUGCUGAUUGGUGAAUGGCCCAUCUUGAAGCUGAAAAAUAGAUACCGUAGUACUUCAUUCAACUCCGAUUUCCUUGACUUGGUCUGA
Messenger RNA from Miscanthus lutarioriparius, 1674 nucleotides. Lineage: Eukaryota; Viridiplantae; Streptophyta; Magnoliopsida; Poales; Poaceae. The record is from the annotation of a GenBank genome assembly.